AUGGCUCAGCUGCCCACAAACGAGGGUGUCCGCUUGGAUACUCUGCCUUACGGGACUUCUCAGCAAGAUAUUCACCUAGCGGAGGGCCCCGAAGAGAGCCAUGAAGGCACGGGUCAAGGUCUCGAACCUGUAGAUAAAGGUCGCGCAGCAUGGAGAAUGCUUCUCUCGGCCUUCAUCUUCGAGUCAUUACUCUGGGGCUUUCCCUUAUCCUUUGGAGUUUUCCAAAAUUACUAUUCGCAACUUCCUGAAUACGCAAAUCAACCUUACGUCUCGGUAAUUGGAACUGUUGCAUCGGGAAUAUCCUAUAUGGGUGCCCCUGUGAUCAUUCCUUUACUUAAACGCGUAAGAAAAUACCGCACCUACAUGAUAUGGUUGGGAUGGACAUUGUGUAUCGUCGGAGUCCUAGCCAGCUCUUUUGCACAAACACUGGGCGGCAUUAUCUUCACUCAGGGGGUGAUGUACGGUAUCGGUUUUACUGUCUUCUACUACCCGAUUAUCGGCAUGGUAAAUGAAUUCUGGGUUGCCCGGCGAGGAAUGGCAUACGGCAUUCUAUGCAGUGCAUCUGGAGUGUCCGGCGUUGUUAUCCCGUUUCUGCUCGAAACAUCACUAAAGAGGUUCGGACUCUCCACGACAUUACGGGCAGUUGCGGUGGGACUAGCACUGGUGACGGGCCCUUUGAUUCCGUUGCUCAAGGGACGGCAUCCCAUAUCAGAGCAAACAGAGCAAAGUGCUGUUGCCCGGACCGAUCGUGGUUUCCUACGAGUGCCGCUAUUCUGGAUCUAUUCGGUCUCGAAUUUGAUGCAAGGCCUGGGAUACUUCUUCCCGUCACUCUAUCUACCAUCCUAUGCAACCACCUUAGGCAUGAGUUCAAGGAUGGGGGCACUGUUGUUGGCCAUAAUGAGUGUUUUCCAGGUCCUCGGGCAGUUCAGCUUUGGAUACCUGUCCGAUCGCCGAUUUUCCGUCAAUGUCCUAACUCUGACCUCGACAUUGGUGUCAGCAGCCGCGAUCUUGACAUUGUGGGGUUUGGCGCAAAGUUUCGUGCUUUUGUGUAUCUUCGCCGUCGUCUAUGGGUUCUUCGGGGCCGGAUACACGGCCAUGUGGGCAAGAAUGGGAACAACCGUGACUAGCGACACCACGGCUGCUUUUACUGCGUUCGGCCUUUUCAACUUCGGCAAGGGACUUGGAAACGUCUUUGCUGGCCCAAUCGGCGCCAAUCUCUUGAUCGACUCCGUCGAUACCGUGGAGUAUGGCGCCGCCAGAUACAAGGCUGUAGUCCUCUUUACAGGCUCUUGCAUGCUCGCUAGCGCUGCGAGUGCCACGGCUGCGUACUUUAAACCUUGGAAGGCUGCCUCUGUGCGGGACUGA
Molecule: messenger RNA, 1365 nt
Organism: Exophiala xenobiotica
Lineage: Eukaryota; Fungi; Ascomycota; Eurotiomycetes; Chaetothyriales; Herpotrichiellaceae
Exons: 3
Coding region: 1-1365 (454 amino acids)
Biological process (GO): transmembrane transport
Cellular component (GO): fungal-type vacuole membrane
Molecular function (GO): transmembrane transporter activity
Source: RefSeq, a predicted model, not a curated record